This is a messenger RNA of Syngnathus acus (greater pipefish), 2702 nucleotides long. RefSeq names its product solute carrier family 13 member 3 (gene slc13a3). The coding region runs from base 81 to 1865 and encodes 594 amino acids. Gene Ontology annotation, molecular function: citrate transmembrane transporter activity; sodium:dicarboxylate symporter activity; succinate transmembrane transporter activity. The transcript is spliced from 13 exons. The record is from RefSeq and is a predicted model, not a curated record. Gene Ontology annotation, biological process: citrate transport; monoatomic anion transmembrane transport. Gene Ontology annotation, cellular component: membrane. Lineage: Eukaryota; Metazoa; Chordata; Actinopteri; Syngnathiformes; Syngnathidae.
GGCUUGCAGAGGCUUUAAAGGGCCGCCCGCCAGCUCGCUCUCUGCCACUUCGGAGCAAACUUCGACGCCAGAAGGCAAAGAUGUCUGUUGUGGCCAAGAAGUUGUGGUGCGUUCACAAAGCGCUGGUGCUCUUCAUCACGCCACUGCUUUUUUCGCCUUUACUUGUGACCUUGCCAGAAAAGGAAGGAAGAUGUCUUUAUGUGGUGGUGCUGAUGGCCACCUUUUGGUGCUCGGAGGCCCUCCCGCUUGCCAUCACCGCCAUGCUACCCAUCUGCCUCUUUCCCACGCUGGGGAUCAUCCCGUCCCAAAAACUCUGCCCUCAGUACUUCCUGGAAACCAACUUCCUCUUCUUAAGCGGCCUGGUGCUGGCGUCCUCCAUUGAGGAGUGGGGCCUCCAUCGCAGAAUAGCGCUGAAGGUCCUCACCGUCGUGGGGGUCAAACCAGCCUGGCUGAUACUGGGCAUGAUGACCACCUCGUCCUUCCUGUCCAUGUGGCUGAGCAACACGGCCACCACGGCCAUGAUGCUCCCCAUUGCCAACGCCAUCCUGGAGACUCUCUUCGGGGAUCUGGAGAGCCUAAAGCGGAAAUGCAUGCCGCACGCGCCAGAGGAUUGCAAGCGCGACGUGGCCCGUGGUCCAUCAAUUAAGAUGCGUUCUCUGCCCUCGGUGGCCUCAGAGAAGCAAAAAUUGUCACUUGAGGGUUCGGGCGCGGCCGCGGAGGAGAACGACGCCAGGACAGCCGAGGAGAUGCGCUCCGAGUCGGAGUAUCAGAUGAGCGUGUGGAAAGGCUUUCUGGUGUGCAUUCCUUACGCCGCCAGUAUUGGAGGAACGGCCACGCUGACGGGAACCGCGCCCAACCUCAUCCUGAUUGGACAGCUCAAAAGCUAUUUUCCCGAGUGCGAUCUCAUCAACUUUGGCUCGUGGUUUGCAUUUGCCUUCCCGCUCAUGUUGGUCUUCCUGCUUUUGGGAUGGCUGUGGAUCGCGUUCCUCCACGGGGGACUGCGCGCACGCUCCAAGCAGCAGCAGAGAGCCGAAGAAGAGGCCCGAGCUCGGGCUCUGGUGGAAGAGGACUACCGGAAACUGGGACCCUUAAAUUUUGCCGAGGGGGCCGUCUCCUUCUUUUUUACCGCCUAUGCUGUUCUCUUGUUCACGAGGGAUCCCAAAUUUGUCACCGGCUGGUCUGCGCUUUUCAAGAAGGGCUAUGUGUCGGACGCUGUCACCGGUGUGAUCAUCGUGUCCGUCUUGUUUUUCUUCCCCUCGCAGAAACCUUCUCUUAGCUGGUGGUUGGACCCCAAAGCUUCAAACGCGCCCUACGUUCCUCUCCUUUCGUGGAAGAAAGCCCAGGAGGCCGUUCCGUGGAAUAUCAUUCUGUUGCUGGGAGGCGGCUUCGCCAUGGCCCAGGCCUGUGAGGAGUCUGGACUGGCCUCCUGGAUGGGAGGCCACCUUCGGCCUUUGGCCAAGGUCCCGCCUGCUGCGGCCAUGAUGCUGAUCACAGCUUUCGUGGCCUGUUUCACCGAGUUUGCCAGCAACACGGCCACCAUCAUCAUCUUUUUGCCCGUUAUCGCCGAACUGGCCUUCCACGCGAGCGUGAACCCCCUGUACUUCAUGAUCCCCGCCACGGUCGGGAGCUCGUACGCUUUCAUGCUGCCCGUGGCCACGCCGCCCAACUCCAUCGCCUUCGCCUCCGGUCACCUUCUGGUCAAAGACAUGGUGAAAACUGGCUUUGUCAUGAACAUCCUGGGUCUGCUGUCCGUGGCGCUGGCCAUCAACACGUGGGGCCUGGCCAUGUUCCAGCUGGACGCCUACCCCGACUGGGCUCGCCCUCUCAACCGCUCUGCCGCCUACAUGUCAAAUGCCACGCUCUGAUGGCCCGACGGGAAGACAACGCCGGCGGCAGGCAGUGUUCGGCUCUUACCGUUUGUAGUUGACCCCUCCCUUCACGUAUUUUCCUUAGCCCUUUUUCAAAGGUUACGCACGGUGCGUUGAAACAGACGCCGUGGGAGCUGGACAAAAACACGCGCAAACUAAUCGUCAUUCAUUACAAGACUGGCAAAAACAACCAAGCUCACCACAUUACAAACAGCCAGCAGUCCCGAAUUGCGUCCGAUGGCUGAAAAGCUUUUUUGCUUUUUUAUUGUUGUGCCGGCAUUCGACGUCACGGCCGCCGCCAGCUCCGUCUGCUAUGCACGGGGCCCAUAACAACCCAACAAAGCCUUUCACCCUAACCCAAUUUCCCAGAGAGAGAGCAGCAACGUGCGGUUGGAACGCUCUGGCUUUGUUAAAGCGGGCAUGUUUUGAGAAAAUCUGUCCCUUUUUCUGUCUUUGUGUGCACAUAUUGCUCCCAUCCCGUCCUCAACUGUGAAAAGAGCCAGCACGCUCGCUCAUAAAGUACGUUAAGUCCAUGAGAUUUUGGUCCUCCUCAUCUGAAGGCACACCGCCGACAAUACAAGCCCGCCUGCCCCUCUUGGCCCAUCGGUACGUGGUCAAUCUGUGUCCGUUCAAUCAAUCAAUCAAUCAACCAAUCAACCAAUCAAUCAAUCAAUCAAUCAAUCAAUCAAUCGGCAAAUGUCAUUCCUGAUGGGACUGUGUAACGAGAACAGCCAGCAAGCCGAGCUUUUCCCGGAGAAGCUCCCUCGGCGCAUUACGCCGGGCCAAUUCAGUCCCAAUUUGGAUUGGAUUCAAUAAAGUGUACUUGGUCCAGCC